Molecule: messenger RNA, 416 nt
Organism: Rubroshorea leprosula
Lineage: Eukaryota; Viridiplantae; Streptophyta; Magnoliopsida; Malvales; Dipterocarpaceae
Source: the annotation of a GenBank genome assembly
GUAACAUAAAAUAUCAGUUUGUUACAAAUUGCAACAGAAUUGUGAGAUUGAUGCAAAUUGUGUAAUUUAGUAUAAAUGACCUCAAUUGAUCUUCUCUUGAACCUGAAUGAUGUUUAUCAUGCCUUAAUAAUCAUCCAAGCUUCGAUUUGUUUGUUGUAUGUUGUUUUCAACCCAGAUCUACUCAAUAAGGCCAUUUAAAGCUUCACGCAUCUUCUUAGCUCUAGCUCGCGUGACUGGACCUCCUUGGGUGUGUAAUGGAUCACAUGACGUGGUAGAUAUGCUGUCGUCUUGAUUCCCAUCAGGUACAAUCUAUAUUACAUUAUUCCUCAACUAGAAAGGAACCAUCAAGUAUGGAAUCUGUUAUAGACUUCUCAUAAUUCUACAAAUGAAGAAAUGAAUAAAUCAAAUAGAUAAAC